This is a messenger RNA of Mugil cephalus (flathead mullet), 3591 nucleotides long. RefSeq names its product piggyBac transposable element derived 5 (gene pgbd5). Gene Ontology annotation, molecular function: transposase activity. Gene Ontology annotation, biological process: non-replicative DNA transposition. The coding region runs from base 654 to 2288 and encodes 544 amino acids. Lineage: Eukaryota; Metazoa; Chordata; Actinopteri; Mugiliformes; Mugilidae. The transcript has 7 exons. The record is from RefSeq and is a predicted model, not a curated record. Gene Ontology annotation, cellular component: nucleus.
AAAAGUCAAAAUAUGCCCAAUGUAUUGGGUGUAGUUUUAUCAGUGAAGUGCCGUUUUGCUAGAAAGUAAUCUUAAAAAUCACAAUUGCACAUACACAUACAAUCAAUUUGAUCCCCUCUCCAUGUUCUCCGUGUUCCUUAAUAGGUUUUAAGCAUUAGUAAUAUGUAUAUUAAUCGUCAUAAUUCAAACUCCAGCAGGUCCCCAUCAGCCGCUCCUCUCUUUCAGUUUGGUUUUGAUAAUUUAAUCUCAUUGGAUGACUGUGCAGGACUACGCUGUCAGGUGAUGCAGAGGCAGCCUCUACUCUCUCUCGUUCUCCCUGUGGAGAAGUCGCUAGUCUCUCAACCCGGAUGCAGUGCCAUAACUAUUGGUAAUUUUGGCCAGUACGCAGCGCUGUGGGCAGAGAAGGGGGGGCGGAAAUAUUAUAGUAGUACCCUUGAAGAGGACUCUCGCCGGAUCCACACGCUCUUCAGCGCAUCAGAGCCGGGAGGGCAGGUGGAUCGUAAUUCAUACCCUAAGAUAGGGGAGGGUGUUGUCGCCACAUUAUAAGGCGCACACUCCCUGCUCCGGCGAGAUCGUGACCACUUGCACGCCGUGGCGAAAGGUUGAGAAAGAGGGAGGAAGAAAGAGGGAGGCGAGCAUCACUACAGAGAGAGAUGGCGGAGUGCGGGCGGAAGGCGCUGUCUCUCCUGGAAGCGGCCCGCUCCCGGUACGAGAGCCUGCAGAUAUCCGACGACGUGUUCGGCGAGUCCGGAGAUGACAGCAGCGACAAUCCCUUCUACAGCACCUCCGGAGACUCGGACUCAGACAACUACAUAGCCGAGGUGGGCGAGGAGGACCUCCACCAGCAGCAGCAGCAGCAGCAGCACCAUCACCAUCACCACCAAAAACGGGGCGACAAGGAGAGUGGGCACAGUGGGGGAGCAGGGGGUGGCACCAGCGCAGCCGGUCCCCCGGGCUCCCUGUCCCGUAGUCAGGCAGAGGAGGAGGGCUGGACGGAGACUCUGCAGGAUGUCACGGUGCCGCCGUACCAAGAGACAUAUGGCCCUGCUCAGAAGAUGCCGGAGACUGCCACAGCCUUGGACUUCUUCCAGCUCUUCGUGCCGGACAACUGCAUCCAAAACAUGGUCACACAGACUAACAUGUACGCCAAGAAGUUCCAGGAGCGCUUCGGCUUAGACGAAGGCUGGCGUCCUGUCACAGCCCAGGAGAUGAAGGCAUUCCUGGGCUUUGUCACUUCCACCAGUGUGCACCGCUGUGAGUCAGUGCUCAGCAUCUGGAGCUCGGGCUUCUUCAGCAACAGGAGCAUCGCCUUGAAGAUGAGCCAGGCUCGUUUUGAGAAGAUCCUCAAGUACUUCCACAUUGUGGCUUUCCGGCCGUCGCAAGGAAGCAACCAGGGUCUUUACAAGAUCCAGCCCUUCCUGGAUUCGCUGCAGCAGUCGUUCAGCUGCACCUUCAGACCAUCUCAGACACAGGUUCUUCACGAGCCCUUAAUAGAUGAGGAUCCCGUGUUUAUCACCACCUGCACAGAAAGAGAAUUGAGGAAGAGGAAGAAGAGGAAGUUCAGCCUCUGGGUUCGACAAUGCACGUCAACCGGAUUCAUCUGCCAGAUCUCGGUCCAUCUGAAGGAGGGACAGGGCACAGAUGGCCUGGCCACCUUGAAGAACAAACCUCAGCUCCACAGCCUCGUGGCCAAGCAGCUCUGCCAGAACAUCUCCGGCAAGAACACCAUAAUCUUCACUGGGCCGUCCAUCACAAGCCUCGGCCUCUUCUCAGAAUUCAGCAAACAAGAUAUUUUCUGCUGUGGUUUGCUGAGCACCAGGAAAAGUGACUGUACAGGCUUACCACAGAGCAUGCUGGUCUGUGACUCCACGCCAGCGCAGCGCGGCCAGUCACGAGUGAUGAUGAAAGGCACCAUGUCACUGAUCAGCUGGUACAACAAGGGACACUUCAGGUUCCUCACCAACGCGUAUUCCCCAACAAAACAAGGUAUGAUCAUUAAGAGGAAGAGUGGGGAGAUCCCAUGUCCUUUGGCUGUCGAGGCCUUUGCGGCGCACCUGAGCUACAUCUGCAAAUACGACGACAAGUACAGCAAGUACUUUAUCUUCCACAAGCCCAACAAGACCUGGCAGCAGGUGUUCUGGUUGAGCAUCAGCAUCGCCAUCAACAACGCGUACAUCCUCUACAAGAUGUCUGACGCCUACACAGUGAAACGCUACAGCCGAGCGCAGUUUGGAGAGAGACUGGUCAGAGAGCUGCUGGAUCUGGACGACUGCUCCCCCACGCAGUGAGGAGGAAAAAGGGAGGAGGGCGGCGAGGACAGAAGGAGCGCACAACAGAAACACACAAUCCCCACGCGUAUACUUACACUCGGUUGUGCAGACUCCGCGGUCUGUGUCUGUGUAAUAAUACUGAAGCAGUGCCAAGCCUAUGUCUCUCUUCCUAUAGCUGUUUUAGUGGCUCUGUAAAUAUUCAUUAACUCCCAACUCUGCACUACACAAUACAGAAUCUUGAGCCAUGAGACAGUUCAUAUUCCUCAACUGCAACUACUAACCACAGAGCUUUACUAAGGAUUUGUCAGCAGGAGUAGCUCACAAGCAGAGAUGAAGACGGGAACAGGGAAGAUUUCACUCGUAAAUGAUGUCAGCUCCAAGGCUUAACUGUAUGAAAAGGUGAAAUUAUUAUUAUUAAGAGCCUGAAUGAAUCUCCCGUGCUUAUUCGUCAGGCUGACAGGCUACAUGUAGCUCAGUAUUCACACUCUGCAGAGACACCUGUGACCCUGUAACAAAAGCUUAGUAAACCAGGACUAUGGUGCGUUCACACGCUGCAUGCAUUAUGAAUCUGGAUUGUGAUGUUCUAUUGUUCAGUGUGAAAAUGAUUUCUGCUCCGGGUGAGCUUUGUGUGUGUAUGUGUUUAGUAAGUGGAACUGCCAUUCGUGUGCGCGACGUUGAGCCCGAGGAUGUAAAUGUAUGGCUAUUGUGAUGAGAUGUGUCGUGUUGCUGCAUACUGUACUCACUAGAGGGGGACUGUCGGGUUGGGAUAAAGCCACACCCAGCAGUGCGCCACCAAUUCACAGCGUAAAACAGCUACAAGGACCCAGAAAAGACCUAAAAGGCCCUGAAAAAUGGGUUUUUCCUCUUUGUCAGUAAAUAUUUAUGACUAAAAAUUCAAUAAAAAGUGGCAACCUGGAAAAGGAGAAUGAAACAGCGACCCCGGUGGAAGUGAGAUGUAAUUGCAGGUGUUUUUGAAACUAACUUUUAAAAUAUCCAGACAGUGACGCCACCGUUACCUGUAUGUAAAUAUAGGUGAAGCCUAGCAUGCCUGAAGAGCUGGUUUGAAUUUUGUUGAAGCAUUUGACAACGAAUAGUGACUCAACAGAUAUUUAUUGAGAUUAAAAUCUCAAAGUAGGCUACUUUAAAGUUGUGAGUUACUAAUGGCCAAUGGAGAAAAUUUGCCUGUGGCUAUGGCGUCUAAUGGCAGAGAAUUCUUCUGUUUCACUACAGCUGAUGGUACUGAACAAGUUCAAAAUCUCCUCCAUUAAAUGUUCAGUAAGCCAGUGUUGCUAGGAGAUGAGUACAGUCUUGGACAGUGGAC